Colletotrichum siamense is the source of this 513-nucleotide messenger RNA. RefSeq lists its product as uncharacterized. The coding region runs from base 1 to 513 and encodes 170 amino acids. Lineage: Eukaryota; Fungi; Ascomycota; Sordariomycetes; Glomerellales; Glomerellaceae. The record is from RefSeq and is a predicted model, not a curated record. The transcript has 2 exons.
AUGUCUCUCCCAUCUCGCGAAACGGAAAUGAGGGCCUCCUCAGACGCGGCCUCAAACUUCGCAGAUGCCUACUACGACGCCCUCAACCGCCGCAAGCUCAAAGGCACAAUGUCGCAGUUCUACACUACAGCCUGCUCAAAGUACCCCACGCCGCCCGACAUCUCCGUCAACGGCGCCGUCCUCGCCAGCGGGCCCGACGAGUACACCACCCUCCUCGACACCCAGGGCCCCGAUGUCCGCUACGAGAUCGAGUCCCUCGACGCCCACGUUGUCAACGCGGACUUCUCCCUCGGCUGCCCCGAGCACCUCCAGGGCGGCGACAAGAACGGCGCAAAGUGCAGCGUCAUGGCCCAGGUCACCGGCCGCGUCUACUACGGCAAGGGCCGCGACGCCGCCGCCAAGACGUUUAACGAGGUCUUCGUGCUGGUGCCGAACUGGGACACCUUUGGCAAGAACCCCCCGCGCGGCGUCAGGCGAUGGUUGAUUAUGAGCCAGAACUUUCGCGCGCUGUAA